UCUCGGGCUGUCCAACUUCUCGCCUGAAUAAAAACACAGGAGCGACGCAACCUCCAGCGGAGCAGUGUUUGUGGCGAUAAAAACCGAUCGCAACCUUCCUCUGCAGCGCACCUCCUCUUCUUUUAGCAUUUCCAGUCAGGCCGUGUGCCGGACCUUGACGCGCCAGCAUGGACCCACGAAAAGUGACGGAGCUGAAGGGCUUCGUGCAGCUGUGCGAGUCCAACCCAGGGAUCCUGCACCUUCCAGAGAUGGGCUUCUUCCGCACCUGGCUGCAUAGUAUGGGCGCUAACAUCCCUCCUCCGACCAAGAAACAGGAUUCGUGCCAGGGUGGCUGUCCAUGUGGUCCUUCCCCUUCGGCGGCGCCGCCUCCAGAGCCCGAGCCUGAGGUUCCCGUGGACCCUGAGAGCGAGGAGAGUGAAAUAGAAAUCGACAACGAGGGAGUGAUUGAGCCAGACACAGAUGAGCCGCAGGACAUGGGAGAGUUUGAAAGUGCUGAGAUUACAGAGGAGAUGAUGGACCAAGCCAACGAGAAGAAGAUUGAGGCAAUCAACGCUCUUGGAGAAGGCGACCUUCAGAAAGCUUUGGAUCUUUUCACAGAAGCCAUCAAGCUGAACCCUCGUUUGGCCAUUCUUUACGCCAAGAGGGCGAGUGUUUACAUUAAAAUGCAGAAACCCAACGCAGCCAUCAGAGACUGCAACAGAGCCAUCAGCAUCAACCCAGACUCUGCACAGCCCUACAAGUGGAGAGGCAAAGCUCACAGGCUGCUUGGUCACUGGGAGGAGGCAGCCAAAGACCUGGCCAUAGCCUGCAAACUGGACUACGACGAGGACGCCAGUGCUCUGCUGAAGGAAGUCCAGCCCAAGGCCAACAAAAUCCUGGAGCACAGACGCAAAUACGAGCGGAAGAGGGAGGAGAAGGAGAUCAAGGAGAAACAAGAGCGCAUAAAGAAAGCCAGAGAGGAGCAUGCACGAGCACAGAGGGAAGAGGAAGCGCGACAGUUUGGAGGAGGGUUCUUCCCAGGACCGUCUGGAUUCCCGGGUGGAGCCCCUGCCGGUAUGCCCGGUCUUGGUGAGCUCUUCACAGAUCCUGAGCUGCUCAACGCCAUGAAGGACCCUGAGGUCAUGGCUGCAUUCCAGGAUGUGGCGCAGAAUCCGGCCAACAUCUCCAAGUAUCAAAGCAACCCCAAAAUCAUGGCGCUGGUCACCAAGCUGAGUGCUAAGUUCGGAGCCUCCCCGCAGCCAUAGGCGGGAAAGAGACCAGAACCGAGUGGUGAAACGAUGCAGAGAGCGCCGCUUUUCAACAAUUAUUCACUGUGUUUAGUUCAGAGCGGGGAGCCAACGUUGUGUCACCCGGUGAAGUGUUACAAACCAUUGAGCCACUCUUUACAAUGUUCUCAAUCAGCCUGUUAGCACUUAACGAGACCUGAACAAGCCGACGGGUCGGACUCUUCAGUAACCUCGCCGACGCGUCUCAGUCGGGACUUUUCUUAACCUAUCUGGAACAAACCCUCCGCGUUACGACUCUAGCAUUUCUACAUUUAAUACACUGUAAAGUUUUCCCUCCGAACACAGCCGGAAACCCGCAGGCAUUGGCGUGUUUUGUUAUCAGAUCUGCUAACGAUGCUAAAGAAAGUACUAAUGUUGUCUGACCUUGUUGGAGAAAAAUAAAAACCUCUUGAUGCAAAAA
Fundulus heteroclitus (mummichog) is the source of this 1686-nucleotide messenger RNA. RefSeq names its product ST13 Hsp70 interacting protein (gene st13). NCBI's taxonomy places the organism in Eukaryota, Metazoa, Chordata, Actinopteri, Cyprinodontiformes, Fundulidae. Gene Ontology annotation, molecular function: protein dimerization activity; Hsp70 protein binding. The record is from RefSeq and is a predicted model, not a curated record. The coding region runs from base 168 to 1244 and encodes 358 amino acids. The transcript is spliced from 13 exons.